GCCAAACUUAAUCUAAAAUUGACCAAGCAAGGGAUCACAUUGAGUCGCAUUUCUUAAAAGACGAAAUAAAUUCAGAAUGGUUUUGAAAGUAGAGAAACCUGUGAACUGCAUGUUGAUUGGGGAUGCAAUGAUCGGAAAAAGUACGUUGGUACAAGCGUUCAUGGAAAAACAUCUUCCACAGACACCUUAUGUAGCAACUGUGCAUGAAACUUAUGAAGGAUGUCUUGAUGUUCAGGGACACAAACAUAAUUUUAGUAUCUUGGACUACGCUGGUCAGCAUGAUUAUGAGAACAUGCGUUCUUUCUCCUACAAGGACAGCGAAGUUAUCGUUCUUUGUUACUCUGUUGUUGAUCGUACAUCUCUUGACAGCAUCAAGGAAUUCUGGGUACCGGAAGUUAGUCACUGUCGUCGUAGAAAACCGAUCAUUCUCGUGGCUACUCAAACUGACCUGAGAAAAGAUGAAAGCAAAGACUCAAUUAGUGCCGAGGAAGGCCGACAACUUGCCAAAGAUAUUGGUGCGGAUUCAUUUGUUGAAUGUACGGCGUACGAUAAUGACUCCGUUAACCACGUGUUUGAGGUCAUGACGACAGCUGGACUAAAAUUCCGGAAAAGGAAACAUAAUUUUGUGAAAAGAGUCCUGGGAAAAUGAAUGCUUAAAUAAACCUGCUCCUGUUGGAGACAAGAGAAACAUUCACAAAAGUAUGAUGAUAUUCAAGUCAAUGUUAAGAAAGCGUUGAAGGAAAGGAGGCAGCUAACGAAGGCCUUAAGUCUUGACUUAAUAUUAAAACAUUCGCCUUACCUAAUAUUGACUGUGAAUGUGUUUAUUACGCCGGAAGAGAGGAGAGAGACACGUAGAAUCUACGUAACAUUUUUUUUUAUAUAUAAAAUCAUGUGACAUUAUAUCAAAGUUUAACUUUAUACUAUGUUAUUUAGUAAUAUCUGUUAAUUAAAAUAAAGAUUAUCAAUUAUGUAUGAUUGUAUCCAUAAUUAUGAAACAUAAAAAAGAAGAAAUUUCAAGUUAAAAUCUUUUCUACAUUUAACAUGAAUUAUAAGUGUUCUGAUAUGUGUGAUCACUUAACAAGUAAUUUGUUUAUCAACAUGUGAAUAUUA
This is a messenger RNA of Ruditapes philippinarum (Manila clam), 1110 nucleotides long. Its product is annotated as rho-related GTP-binding protein RhoC-like. Bases 77 to 649 code for a protein of 190 amino acids. Gene Ontology annotation, biological process: small GTPase-mediated signal transduction. The transcript is spliced from 2 exons. Gene Ontology annotation, molecular function: GTP binding; GTPase activity. The record is from RefSeq and is a predicted model, not a curated record. NCBI's taxonomy places the organism in Eukaryota, Metazoa, Mollusca, Bivalvia, Venerida, Veneridae.